AUGGUAACCCCUCAGCAGGAGGUGGGAGAAAGUGUCCGCUGCCUCACCUGGACAGAUACCACGGCUGACAUCAUCAUCAAUUAUUCCUGGCAUCUCAGCUUACCCAGGGGGGCCUGGAGGGACCCAGAAACAAUGCCAGGGUGCACUCAAGAGCUGGAGCCUUGGUCUCCUCGUGAGUCCGAGGAAGAGAGUCCAUCAUGCAUCCAACCCAAGAGACUGAGCGGUAAGGAAAUCCCUGGAAUCCCACUCUCGCUCCUGCUGCCUCGCUCUGGGGGCCGGCAGGUCACUUUACAGCUCAUCACCAAAUUAGAAAGGCUGUGGGUCAGCAUGAGCAGCAGCCAGACCACAAAGAGGUAG
Messenger RNA from Xyrichtys novacula (pearly razorfish), 357 nucleotides. The record is from the annotation of a GenBank genome assembly. NCBI's taxonomy places the organism in Eukaryota, Metazoa, Chordata, Actinopteri, Labriformes, Labridae.